Molecule: messenger RNA, 1698 nt
Organism: Sphenostylis stenocarpa
Lineage: Eukaryota; Viridiplantae; Streptophyta; Magnoliopsida; Fabales; Fabaceae
Source: the annotation of a GenBank genome assembly
AUGGCUCUUAAGAACACAUCUGUCCUUAUAUUCUCUCUUUCCUGUUUGCUUUCCUUCUCUGUCUUGGCAUCAUUCUCCAUCCCAGAUACCAGUUCACCCUCCAUCAUUCCACCCGAAACCAUUUGCGGAUCCACCGUAGACCCUACUUAUUGCAAAACCGUGCUUGCCAAUCAAAAUGGCAAUAUCUUCGACUAUGGUCGCAUUUCUUUCCAAAAGUCCUUGGUACAGGCCCGUAAGUUCUUUUACUUGGUGGAUUCGUAUCUUCAAGGUAGCUCGUAUUUGUCUCAAUACACUAUUGGUGCUCUUGAAGACUGUCGAUACCUUGCUGAACAAAAUUUUGAAUACUUAUCAAACAUUUAUGCCACUGCAAGCCAAGCUAGUGGUGUUCUUCCCAUUUCUCAAGCUGAAGAUUUUGAAACCUAUCUCAGUGCUGUCUUGACUAACCAACAAACAUGUUUAGAAGGGCUACAGAGUACAACUUCAGAUGCAAGAGUGAAGGAUGACGUAUUGCCAUCCCUAUCUGAUGAUACGAAGCUUCACAGUGUCACUUUGGCUUUGUUUGUAAAGGGUUGGGUGCCUGAGAAGAAAAUCAUGACAUCAUGGCCCCAAAAUGGAAGAAAUUUGAAUUUCAAAAAUGGUCGCCUCCCAUUGACCAUGUCAGACCGAGCACGUGCUAUUUAUGAUUCUGCUAGCCACCAUGGGAGGAAACUACUACAAACAGAUAAAAGUGAUGAAAGUGUUGUGGUUAGUAACAUCGUGGUUGUGAGUCAAGAUGGAACCGGAGACUUUACCACUAUCAACGAUGCAAUAGCAGCUGCACCGGACAAUAGUUCUGCUGAUAAUGGCUACUUCCUUGUUUUAAUCACGGAGGGAGUGUACCAAGAAUAUGUAUCCAUUGACAAAAACAAGAAGUAUUUGAUGCUAGUUGGAUAUGGAAUCAAUCGUACAAUCAUCACGGGGAAUCACAGUGUUGGAGAUAAUUUUACAACAUUCAACUCAGCGACAGUAGCUGUGGUUGCUCAAGGUUUUGUAGCAGUUAACAUAACAUUCCGUAACACUGCUGGACCAAGCAAGGGUCAAGCAGUGGCAGUAAGAAGUGGAGCAGAUAUGUCCACCUUCUAUAGCUGCAGCUUUGAAGGGUAUCAAGAUACAUUGUAUACACAUUCUCUGAGGCAAUUUUACCGAGAAUGCGACAUAUAUGGCACCGUUGACUACAUAUUUGGUAACGCUGCUGUUGUUUUGCAAAACUGCAACAUAUAUUCUCGCCUCCCUCUCAGUGGACAAUUCAACACGAUCACAGCUCAAGGUAGAACUGACCCGAAUCAAAACACAGGCACUUCCAUACAGAAUGCCACCAUCAAAGCUGCUGAUGAUUUGGCUCCUAACGUUGGCACGGUGCAAACCUACCUUGGGAGACCAUGGAAGCAAUAUUCAAGGACAGUCAUCAUGCAGUCCUUUAUGGACAGUUUGAUAGACCCUGCUGGUUGGCAUGAAUGGAGUGGCGAUUUUGCAUUGAGUACCUUGUACUAUGCAGAAUAUGACAACACAGGACCUGCUUCUAACACUACGAACCGAGUGACUUGGCCGGGUUAUCACGUUAUCAGUGCCACAGAUGCAACCAAUUUCACCGUCUCAAACUUCUUGUACGGGGAUAAUUGGAUUCCUCAAACUGGUGUCCCAUACUUGAGUGGGUUAUAG